Messenger RNA from Danaus plexippus (monarch butterfly), 2917 nucleotides. RefSeq names its product large neutral amino acids transporter small subunit 2 (gene JhI-21). The transcript has 7 exons. The coding region runs from base 228 to 1667 and encodes 479 amino acids. The record is from RefSeq and is a predicted model, not a curated record. Gene Ontology annotation, biological process: amino acid transmembrane transport. Lineage: Eukaryota; Metazoa; Arthropoda; Insecta; Lepidoptera; Nymphalidae. Gene Ontology annotation, molecular function: L-amino acid transmembrane transporter activity. Gene Ontology annotation, cellular component: membrane.
UUCAUAAACUCAGAAGGCACAUGCGCUCAGCGACUGCUCGGCGUGUCAUACGUUCAUCGUGUUUCGACUCUUCCAGUCUAGUUUAGGAGAUCGUAAAAAUGGUAACAGAGAGUGAUUCAGUCGUGGAAUGAAAAUCGAAAGGAGCUAACAGGUUGCUGUCCCGCGAUUUUUUACCGCGUCUGUUGCCACGUGUGAUUUGUUUAUUGCCUGUGAUUGAUUUUUGAGACAUGGGUGAAGAAACUCAAGCCGGCGACGGAAAAGUAACAUUAAAACGUAAAAUAACAUUGUUCAAUGGUGUCGGAAUUAUUAUUGGGACGAUUAUUGGCUCUGGAAUUUUUAUAUCGCCGACCGGUGUCUUCCGGUAUACUCAGUCAGUCGGAGCCUCGCUUCUUAUAUGGCUGAUAUGUGGCCUGCUCUCGACAUUAGGAGCUCUAUGUUACGCAGAGUUGGGAACUUCGAUAUCAAGAUCUGGGGGCGAUUAUGCCUACAUCUUCACAGCGUUUGGACCUCUGCCUGCGUUCUUGAGAAUGUGGAUAGCGCUCCUCAUCAUUAGACCGACCACGCAAGCGAUAGUAGCGAUAACCUUCGGCCAAUACGUCGUUAAACCUUUCUUCCCCGACUGCGAGCCUCCAGAAAACGCUGUGAAACUCCUAGCAGCGGUGUGUCUCUGUAUACUGACAGCCAUAAACUGCAUCAGCGUCAGAUGGACAAUGCGUAUUCAAGACGUGUUCACUUCAUCCAAACUACUGGCGCUGGUCGUUAUCAUAAUAUCCGGGAUCUAUUACAUAGCGAGCGGACAUACAGAAAAUUUUGAAAGGGCAUUUGACGGUGAGUACAGCGCUGGUGACAUUGCCUUGGCGUUCUACUCUGGUCUGUUCGCUUUCGGUGGAUGGAAUUAUCUCAAUUUCGUCACAGAGGAACUCCAAGAUCCUUACAAGAAUCUCCCGCGAGCUAUAUGGAUAGCCAUGCCAAUGGUGACCACUAUUUACGUUAUGGCCAACUUGGCAUACUUCGCCGUCGUCACCAAGACGCAAUGGCUGGACCCGAAAGCUGUUGUUGCAGCGAUCUUUGGGGACCAGCUGUUCGGUAGCUGGAGCUGGUUGAUUCCCGUGUUCGUGGCGUUAUCAACAUUCGGUGGAGUGAACGGGGUGCUGUUCACGUCAGCGAGGCUGUUCGCCACUGGGGCCCAGGAGGGUCACAUGCCUGGCUUCUUCACGCUGUUCCACGUCGAGAAACAAACUCCCAUACCAUCACUUAUACUGACAUGUUUCUUCUCACUUCUCAUGUUGACCACCAGCAACGUCAUCGAGCUCAUAAACUAUUACUCACAAACCCUGUGGCUGUCCGUGGGUGCGUCAGUCGUGGGCAUGUUGUGGCUGCGGCGGACCAAACCUGAAAUGUCCAGACCGAUCAGGGUCAACAUCGUCAUACCAUACCUGUUCCUCGUAGCUAUCGGCUGUUUAGUCAUAAUUCCCGCCAUAACUCAACCUAAAGACACUGCCAUCGGUAUUGCCAUACUCCUGUCGGGGAUACCAGUUUAUUAUCUAUGCGUCAAAUGGCAGAAUAAACCUCAAUGCUACAAUACGGCUUCCGGCUGCAUACUGAGAUUCCUUCAGAAGUUAUGUUCCUGCGCUUAUGUGGAUUCAUCAGAAAAAAUAGCGAAUUGAUGAUCUGAUUAGCUAAAUAAUUUAUUAAGGACCAAUAUACCACAGUGUAAUGAGGAAUAUUUAUUGUAUUUAAUAUAUUAAAUACGCUAUGGUUUCUGAACUUUCUAGACAAUUUUAUAUACCUGAAUAUUCUAGGUACUACUAUAUUAUCUUAAUUAUAGACAAAUCUUUAAUCAUGUAUUGACUUUUAACUGCCAAGAUAUACGUAUACUGUACGAUUUUUUUUUAUAAAUAAUUUAAGUAAGCAAAAUCAAAGUGUAUACAACCUGAAUCAUGUGUAAAUAUCCAUUUUAUUUUAAAACGAUUUCAAUAAAAACAGCAAAGUAUGUACGGGUAUUGGCACAUCGAAUUGUGUUACACAACUUUUUUUUCUAUAUAAAAUAGUUAAAUUUUAUUUUAUAAUAAUAUAUACAUUUUAUUUUACGUAUCCAGAUGAUUCUCUCUAUAGAACGACGAUAAAUAUAUAUUUUUUAUUUAUUUUGGGGCAACAUUUUCGAUUUAUAUCUGAGCAACUUGGCCACUAAUAAAACGAGUGAGAGUGAGUACAUUUACGUACACAAACGCACGAAGUUAUCAAUUUCAAUCAAGAUAUCACAAGCUAAAUCAUAUAUUUUUAUGUUGUAUUAUAAUUUAUACGCUACACAUUUUUUAUUUACUUUUAAACAUUAUUUGAAAGAAGAGGAUGAUUUAUAAUACGAUUAAAAUAAGUUUUACCCUCAUUUGCCUCCAAAAAAUCAUUCAUUAAAUAUUUGAUAUUAAAAUUUUUCUUCAUAGAACAAAAUAACCAAACCUCUGAAGCGUUAAAGUAUUAAAUAUAUUGUACUGCAAAACAGCAUCAAGCGCUUCGUAAUAGAUUUGGGUAAUUCGUCCAACAAAUCAAAACGUUGUCAUUGGCAAAAUAUUCCACGAUUCCAAUGCGAACGAAGCCAUAGAUUAUAAAUAUAUAUAAGGGUAAAAUGAAGUGAUUUCAACUGUCACAAUGUCGCUUGCAUCUGACAAAAAGUGCAAAAAUCACGAAUGUAGUCAAAAUAUAAAUAUUUUAAUAACCGAAAUAUAAUGUUAUCUUUUUAUUGGUAACAAUAUUUAUUAUUAUAAUGUUAUUGACAUAUGUACUGCUUUGAAUAUAUAUAACUAGAUGUUUACACUAUACAUUAUACUUAUUGUAUAGACAAUAUUCUUUCUUAUAUAAAAGCUAAAUGCUUUUAAAAGCUCGUGAUAAAAAAUGUCACUCAAAUAUAACUAUCACUACA